AUGAAGUCGACAAAGCUGAAAAAGAUUGUUGAAAGAAAUGAAGAGAAUAAAAGUAAGCGCUCGAAUAAUGAUAACAUAUCUAAUUUGAUGAAUUUAAAAAUAAAGAAUGAGAAUAUUCAUAUAAAGAAUAUAAUACGAACAAUACAUUAUGUAUAUACAAAUAAAUAUGAUAGUGAGACAGGAUUUAACUACAUUAAAGAUAUAUUAAAAAAUAUAAUAAAAGGUAAUGUAUAUGAUAUAGUAUAUAAAAAGUAUAUAAAUCCUUAUUGUAUUUACGAGAUAUGUUGUCGUAUUCUUUUGAAUAUAGUAAAAGUAAAUAAUAAAGAUGAUAAUUUUAAUAAGAUUGUAGAAUUUUUAUUUGAUAUAUUAUAUUAUUGUGAUAUAAUAUUAAGUGAAAAUAAAAAUAAGAAAAAAAAAACGAGUCAAAAUUAUAUAGAAGGAAAUAAUAGUGUUCAAGAAUAUGAACUAAUAACAAGGCUAUGGAAUCGAUUAUUAGAUAAUGUAUUUAUUAAGGAUAAAAAACAAAGAAUAAAUAUGUGUAAAGUUAUAAAAUCAUUAGUUAAGAAGGCAUGUGUUUCACAAAUAGAUGUAUCAAAUAAAUUAUGUAAAAAGCAUGUAAAUAUUUUUUUAUCUUUAUUAAAUGAUAAAGAUCAUAAUAUUAGAGUUUUAUGUUUGAAUAUAUUAGAACCUUUUCAAGAUUUUAAUACAAAAGGGAGUUUUUUAAAAUGUCUUGAUGAUGUGCAUAAUAUGGUCCGAAUUAAUGCAAUAAAAAAUAUAUCAAUAAAUGUAAAGGAUUUUACAACCUCCCCUUCGAAUAAUAAUAAUAAUAAUAAUAGUAAUAAUAAUAAUAAUAAUAAUAAUAAUAAUAAUAAUAAUAAUAAUAAUAAUAAUAAUAAUAAUAAUAAUAAUAGUGAAUAUUUAAUUAUCUUGAAAAAUUUUUUAAUAAGAAUAAACGAUAUUAAUCAUAAUGUUAGAAGUAGUGUAUACGAUAAAUUAAAGAAUUAUUAUUUUUAUAUUCCUUCAGAUAUGAAGUUUGAAUUAUUAUUAUGUGGUUUAAAUGAUAAAGAGAAAUCUGUACGAGAAAGUUGUUAUCAUAUGAUUUUACACUGGGUUCAACAUUUUGAUGAUAAAAUAGAAAAUUUAUUAUUACAUAUAUUAAAUAGUGAUAUAGAUAAUGAUUUAAUUGUAGAACAAAUAUGUAAAGUUCAUUUGAAUAAUAUACGUAAAGAUAUAAUUAAAACUGUAAGUAUGGAAAAUUAUGAUGAAAAGAAAGAAUAUGAUUCUAAAAAUUUAAGAAAUGAUACUAGUACAUAUAAUGAAAAUUGGUUUAAUUAUUGUUUAAAUAAUUUAUUUUCUUUAAAUGUAGCCGAAUUAUAUAUGUUCCGUAUUUAUGUUCAGCAUUUUUCAGAUGAACAAGAAAAAGAAAAAAUUGAUGCUCUACAAGUUAUUAAUACAAUAUAUUAUUAUUUAUAUCUUAGUAGAUUUAAUGAACGAUUAUAUUAUAAUAGAAAAAAUUAUAUUAACUGUGUUGAAAAUAAUGAUGCAGAUGAAUCAUAUGAACAAUCAUUAUUUUGUACUUGUGGAAAGGGUAAUAUCUAUAUAAAUGAUAUAGAAGAUAAACAAAAAAAUAAAUACAUACAAACGUCUAUAUUUGAUGAUGAUUUUUGUGAUAAGUGUAUAUAUUACCGCACGGUAACCAAAACGUCUGAUUCUAAUCUUCACACGAAUAAUGAAAAUAACAACAAUGAACAUAAUAAUAAUAAUAAUAAUAAUAAUAAUAAAAAUAACAACAGUGAACAGUAUAAUUAUGAUCAGGUUCAUAACAAAACAGAUGAAGAACCAUCAAAUACACAUGAAAAUGUCCUAAUAAAUGAAGAUAAUAUAAAUGAAAAUUAUAAUUAUUUAUGCAAUAUUAAAAAUUUACUACUAAUAUGUAAAUAUUUAGAUAUCAUAGAAAUUUAUCAAGUCGAAAAAAUUUUAAAGUGUUGUUCUACUAUUUUAUUAACAGGUCCACUACGAGAAGUUAUUAUCAAAGGCAUGCUAAAUAAUACUGGCGUAAAUUAUUAUAAGCUACAAAAAGGACAUAUUACAUGUGCAUACUGGUUAAGUAAUAGCUAUAUAUAUGCAUGUAUAGAUUUAUUAAGACAAAUGAUAUAUAUAAAAAAUAAGAAUAAUGAUGUGAAUGAUAUCGAGAUAAAUUUAACGAAUCAUGUUUUAAGUAUUAUAUCUGAAAUAAAAGAACCUUUUGAAAAUAAUGAAGAAAAUGAAAAUGUUUUUUCACAAGAGAAAGAAAUCAUAAAAGGAUUUUCUGAUGAAACAAAUAGGUUGUCUAAAAAUUAUAAGUCUUUUGAACAAGUGGAUUCAAACCCUUUAACAGUAAUAUUUAGUAAUAUAAUGAAUGUUGAAAAUGAUAAUAUAUUUGAUAUUAUAAGGAAGAAACAAUUAAAUACAUUAUCUAUUGAGCAUUUAUUAAUUUUAUGUAAAAAAAUGCAACAUAAGUUAGAUGUGACCGAAGCAAAAAUUAAGGACUUAACAGAGAUGGAGAAAGUAAAUGAACAUGAAAGGACAAAUAGUAAUAAUAUAGAUAAUAUAAAAAGUGAUGAAUAUAAUGAUAAUGAAAAUAAAAAAAACGGUGAUAUUAAUAAUAAUUCUAAUAUAUCAAUGCAAAUGUAUACAUUUCAUGAACAAAUAAGAUUUCACACAGAAAUAUUUUUAAAACAAAUUACAAUGUUAAGUUUAUUAAGAUUAGAAUUGAAAAGAAGGUGGUUAAGAAUAUUAUUUAUUUUAGAAUGUUUUUUAUGUAAAAGUAAAUCACAUUGUUCUUUUGAUUCAGCUCUUCGUGAGUUUCCAAAUGAAUUAUUAUUACCUGCUUUAAAUUUUUGUUGUUCUGUUAUGCCAGAAUGGGAUGAUAAAGAAAUUGAAGAUCAAUUCUAUGAUAUUUUAGUUUCUAAAUGUUUAGGUAAUUGGUGUAUGUUUAUAGGAAAUGAUGAAGAAUUAAAGAAACAAAUAUAUGCAUACAAAACAGCUAUUGUAGAUACAUGCGAAGUGCUAAAUACAUGUUUAUUAAAUAUUGAAGAGAUACAUGCAAGUGUAUAUCCAAAUAUAUAUAAUAAGGGUAAUAUAGACAUUAUGUCUUUUAACGACAAGUUUGAUCAAAACAUAAAUAAUAAUACCAACCAAAACAAUAACAACAAUAAUAAUAAUAAUAAUAUUUUUGAUGAGGAUGUAAAUAAAAAGAAUUAUAUCUUUUAUGAAUAUAAUUCACCAAAUGAAUAUUUAUUAAACUAUUUUUCAACCAACCAAGAUGCUUGGUAUGAUUAUAAAGAAUUAUUAGAAAAACUAGAAAUAAAUUCUCUUAGGUGUGAGAUCUAUAUUUGUGUUUUAGGAGAUCUAUUAAUGACACAUCCAAAUUUAAAUAAUGAUGAAUUAAUUGUAGAUGCUGUUGAAAGUUUGUGGAAUUAUUUAAAUGGUAAUCUCAAUACAAGUAAAUAUAUUCAAUCUAUAUGUUUAAGAGUUAUUUGUAAAUUAUUAUUAACGGAAUAUUUAGGUAAUCACAUAUACAAUAUUACAAAUGAAGAAUUAUAUAUAUUAAUUAAAAGAUCAUCAAAUAAAUUAAGAGCUUUAUUUGAAAUGUGCUUUUUAAUAUCUCCAGCUACAUAUAAUUGUGUACAAGAUUUUAAAAAAAUUAGUACACAUAAUAUGACAAAUAUAAAUUCACAUGAUAAAUUAUUUCUAUUUUCUAUAUUUUCUAUGUAUCCAUCUAUGAGUGAAAAUAAUCUAUUAAUAUUUCAUUAUACAUUUGAACAAAUUAUUUUUAAAACAUCAGAAGCAGUUUUAAAAUAUAAUUUAAAAACAGCACAUUUUACAAAUAUAUUAACCUUUAUGAUAUUUACCAUAUUACAUAAGGCCAAUAUUAAUUUUAUAGUAUAUAAUAUGUCAAAAUAUAUUAAAUGGAUACUACUAAUUAUAAUUGAGAAGGGUGUAUCUCUUACUAACAGAUCAAAUAUUAUCGAACUUGUUUAUAAAAUUAUUCACAUAUAUUUAUUUCAAGAUUUAACAGAUAUGCAAAAUAUAGAAAAGAAUAAUUCUUAUGAAACAAAAGAAGUAAAAAAAAGAGGAAGAAAAAAAAAAAAAAGUCUAAAUGAAUCAGUUGAUGAAAACAAUGAACAACAAAACAAACAUAUUAAUAAAAAUAGCUCCAUAGAGACUAAUAUUACUAAUAAUAUUAAUACAGAUAAACAAUUAGAUGGACAAAAAAAUCAAAAUGAUGAUUUUAAUAAUAAUAAAAAUAAAAAAAAUGAAUUUAAAUCUACCAUAUUAUUUAAAAGUGCUCAAAUAAAUGUAAAUGAUACAAUUAAAGAUUUAAAAAGUUUCUAUGUUCUAAUCAAUUUUUGUAUGCAUUCAUCAGAUAUUAUUAAAUCAAAAAAUGAAAUAAGAUAUUGUGAAGUAAUUAAAGAAUGUAUUGACCAAAAAAUAGAACAAAUUAAACAGUACUUUAUAAAAAAUAAUUUAAUAAAAAAUAACAAUUAUCAUAUUGGAAAUAAUGAUAUCAAUCAAGAAAAAGGUAAAGCAGAUAACCCACAGGAUAAUCUUUUAGAUUUAAAAAAAAUAGAUGAAUUAAAAGAAGAAACAAUAUAUGAAGAAAUUAUACAAGAUUAUGUAAAUUAUAUAGAACAUUUACAUAAUAGAAAUUUUAUAUAUCCCUUGAUUCCAAAGGGGUCAGGUGGAGAAAUAAAUGACGAUCGAAUGACUACCCAAGAAAUACUAAACGAAAUUAAUAAUAAUAAUAAUAAUAAUAAAAAUAAUAAUAAUAACAAUUCUUUUAAUAAUAAUGAUAAUAGUCCAGUAAAUAAAAGUUUAGAAAAUAUGAUUAAAAUGAGAGAUGUUGUGAGAAGACAGCAAAGAAUUAGUACCGUUUCACUUAUGAACACAAAUUUUGAUUCUAAGGUUACAAAGGAGGAUGAAACCAUGACAUAUCAUGACAUUAAUAAAAAUGAGGAUAUUCAAAACGUUGUUCAUUUUGAUAGUAAACAUGUAUCUGAACAUAUUGAACACAUUCCAGAAGAAAGUGUGCCAGAUAUAAACCAAAUAAAUGAAAUAAACAAUGAAAAUGUUGUAAACAAGAAUAAAUAUAAUAAUAUUUCGAGUAUAGAAACUAAUGAAAAUAUAUCAUCUCUUAGAAGCAAUGAAAAUACUACAUACACAUAUAAAGAGCAACCUACACUCAGAAGUGAAAGUAAAGAAGAAAUUAAAAGUAUUAAAGAAGAUAAGGACUUAGAUAAAUAUGAACAUAAUAAUAGUAUAAAAAAAAAAAUAGCAGAAAUGAAUUCAAGUUCUAGUGAUGAACAUACAGAUAGUGAUAAAGACGACUCAAGCGUAAAUGAAUAUGAGAGUGUAAAAAAUUAUGAUUCAGAUAUAUAUGAUGAACAUAAUAAAAGUGAUAGUAGUAGUCUUAAUUCAAAUGAUUCAACAGCUAUGGCCUUUAAGCGUUUAAAUAAACUGAGAAGAACUAGUUAUACAAAUGUUGUUUCGAAGUAA
This is a messenger RNA of Plasmodium gaboni, 5538 nucleotides long. RefSeq lists its product as hypothetical. Bases 1 to 5538 code for a protein of 1845 amino acids. Gene Ontology annotation, biological process: mitotic chromosome condensation. The record is from RefSeq and is a predicted model, not a curated record. Gene Ontology annotation, cellular component: condensed chromosome; condensin complex. NCBI's taxonomy places the organism in Eukaryota, Apicomplexa, Aconoidasida, Haemosporida, Plasmodiidae. The transcript has a single exon.